Messenger RNA from Plutella xylostella (diamondback moth), 3308 nucleotides. RefSeq names its product amidophosphoribosyltransferase. The record is from RefSeq and is a predicted model, not a curated record. Lineage: Eukaryota; Metazoa; Arthropoda; Insecta; Lepidoptera; Plutellidae. Gene Ontology annotation, biological process: purine nucleobase biosynthetic process. Gene Ontology annotation, molecular function: amidophosphoribosyltransferase activity.
CGGGGCGUCCCGUUUGAAUAUAACGAUGCGAUGACUCCGCCAGCGGUUAGUGUUCAAGUUACUACUGAUAAGUCAUGUGCUCCUAGUACUUUUGGUCUUUUAUUAUGAGAAUUACUUGGAAGACCGGCUACAGUAGAUAUUUUAAACACAUCGUCAGAUAGCGAAGCUUUUAUUUAGUUUUGUGUGUUUCUGUGACAAGCUUUUUUCCUAAGCCUUUGAUAAAACGUGCUAUUCCAGUGACUACGAAUAAGUUAUUAAUCAAACCAUGGACGGUCCACCGGGCCCUGCUGACGUCACGCCGGGCGCCACGGACGGCGCGUGCGCAGACAGCUGUCAGUGUGACAGGACCCAGCCGAAGGUGCAAGUCAAGAGCAAGAGGCAUGGCAGAGGAGCUGUGGAGUCAGGUCUGACGCACGAAUGCGGGGUGUUCGGCGCUAUUGGCGCAGGCGAGUGGCCCACCCAGGUGGAUGUGUCGCAGGUCAUAUGUCUCGGCCUGGUGGCCUUGCAGCACAGAGGGCAAGAGUCCGCCGGAAUCGUGACGUCAGAGGGCAAGAGCGCGCGCACCUUCAACCAGCACAAGGGCAUGGGGCUCAUCAACAACAUCUUCAACGACGAGGCCAUGAGGAAGCUCAAGGGGAACCUCGGCAUUGGACACACCAGAUACUCGACCUCAGCGGCCUCCGAAGAGGUGAACUGCCAGCCCUUCGUGGUGCACACGGCUCACGGAGCCCUCGCCGUCGCACACAACGGAGAACUCGUUAACUGCAGCAGUCUGAGGAAGAUGGUGCUGGGCCGCGGCGUGGGGCUCUCCACGCACUCGGACUCGGAGCUGAUCACGCAGGCGCUCUGCCUCAACCCGCCCGAGGGCGAGACCGACGGGCCCGACUGGCCCGCGCGCAUCAACCACCUCAUGACACUGGCCCCGCUCUCCUACUCGCUGGUGAUAAUGUUCAAGGACAAGAUCUACGCGGUGCGCGACCCCUACGGCAACCGGCCGCUCUGCCUCGGCAAGAUCCUGCCCAGCGGCUCCUCAUAUGUUUACAAAAACAAAAAGAAUUUCUCACAGUCACAGCAUGAGUCCAAUAACGUCCUCACCAACGGCUGCGCUAAGAACGGGCUGGAGGACAAGGCGGAGGGCUGGGUCGUGUCCUCCGAGUCCUGUGGAUUCCUCUCUAUCGGCGCCCGCUACGUCCGCGAGGUGCUCCCCGGGGAGAUCGUGGAGAUGUCCCGACGCGGCGUGCGCACAGUGAGCGUGGUCCCGCGCCCGCCCGGCAAGCACCAGGCCUUCUGCAUCUUCGAGUACGUGUACUUCGCCAGGGCGGAUAGUAUCUUUGAGGGUCAAAUGGUCUACUCAGCGCGCAUGCAGUGCGGGCGCAUGCUCGCGCGCGAGUCGCCCGUCGACGCCGACAUCGUGUCGUCCGUGCCCGAGUCCGGCACGGCCGCCGCGCACGGGUACGCUAGGCAGUCGGGCGUCCCAUUCAUGGAGGUCCUCUGCAAGAACCGCUACGUGGGGCGCACGUUCAUCCAACCCUCGACCCGCCUGCGCCAACUUGGGGUGGCCAAGAAGUUUGGAGCCCUGUCCGAGAACGUGAAGGGGAAGAGGAUAGUGCUGAUCGAUGACUCCAUUGUGAGGGGCAAUACGAUUGGCCCGAUUAUUAAGCUGUUGCGGGAUGCUGGCGCUCAUGAGGUGCACAUAAGGAUAGCGUCCCCGCCGCUGAAGCACCCGUGCUACAUGGGCAUCAACAUCCCCACCAAGGAGGAGCUGGUGGCCAACAAGAUGGACUCCGUGCAGCUGGCUGAACACGUCGGAGCGGACAGUCUCGAGUACCUGAGCGUGGAGGGUCUGGUCUCCGCGAUCCACUACAACAUGAAGCUGACCCCGAGCGACGGUCUCGGCGGCCACUGCACUGCGUGUCUCACCGGGGAAUACCCGGGAGGCCUGCCCGAUGACACUGACUGGUGAACGAGUGAAUGAAUGAACGAUAAGUUGUAGUUGUUUGUGGGUUGGCAGCGCUUGGCGGAUAAAAAGUUGGCUUGGUUUUUUUAGAGAUCUUUUUUGUGAAAUAGUUUUCGGGUGAGUCGUGAAUUUGUUGCCCGAGGAUUUGUUGUUUAUGAUUGCCAGAUUGAUUUAGAGAUGUUUAGUGAGUGAAUGAAUAAAAGUUUACAACUGUGUCUGUCUACGGCGAAUGUUGUGUAAUAAAUUCCAGUCAUAUCUCAUAUAAAUGCUCAAAUUAUACCCAGCUAUAAGUGAAUACAUACAAGCCAAGAAAUAAAUCCUCGGGUGCUGCCUCCAGAAUAAUCUCUGCCGUUAAAUGUACUAAUGUGUCAUGCUUGUGGCGACGUGAACUUUAUUGAGUUCAUGACAGUAAUUCCGAUUUAUUAUACUUUCGUUUAGCGAAUCUAUUAUUAUUUUCGUUACAUUUGAUUUAAGAUAUGCCUUAGGGACCAAAUGUAGUAGUGUGAUUAAGUGCGACUUAUACCAACUAUUUUUGGAGAUUUCAUCCCAGUUUUGGUAUAGGCUGCCCUUAACAUAUUUUUAGAAUAUACAUUAAUUUAAACUCAAUAGCUGUAAGUUUACGACCAAAAUAGCAAGAUUCUAAACAAAAUGUGGUAGGUGUUAAAUACAGCCUCAAAAAAAGUUUCAAUAUAUAUUUUUAUAAAGUUUACAAUUAAAUCAAUUGUAUAGAUACUUAGCAAUAUUUCCAAGUGCCUUUCCUAGAAUGUAAGAUUAUAUUUUAAUUGUUAUUUAUGUUGCGGCCACCGAAGCGUAGAGAUUUUAACCUUUCCGGUUUUAAGAUGACUUGCAAUUUGUUACGAAGUCAUUUUAAAAAACUUGAUGAGAAUAUUUAGAUUGCAUCAAUUGUUAUCGCUGAUUAAAAACUGCUUGAAAAACGACCAUGAAGUUUUUUGUCAUUGAACAGUGGUUUUAGAAGCCGAUAUUACCGUUUUGGUACUAGGCAGCUAUUGUUACUUAUCAAGAAAUAACUUUGGGUUUUUUAAAUUCUUUUUUAUUGUAGUUUUAGUCUAUAUUGUCUCUAGGGUUCGUUGGCCCCGACAUGUUAUUGUAUUUGAUAAGUGGUCGUGCUGGUUUCGACUAUCAAUUUUAUUGUUUCCUAGAUAUUGAUCUGAGAAUACAUACUUGGCUCGAAGUGUUUAUACAUUCCUAGAUUUCCUAGUGAUCGAAUGUUCGUGAAGUUGUCACAUAAAUUAUGUUUAUUUUGUGAGGUGUUCACGUUUACUUUUACAUGUACAAUUAAGUGCCUUUAGAAACUGGAUAUUCCUAAAAUAAAUUGUUUCUAUUUACUAAA